Molecule: messenger RNA, 4013 nt
Organism: Hemiscyllium ocellatum (epaulette shark)
Lineage: Eukaryota; Metazoa; Chordata; Chondrichthyes; Orectolobiformes; Hemiscylliidae
Gene: yars1
Product: tyrosyl-tRNA synthetase 1
Exons: 14
Coding region: 124-1707 (527 amino acids)
Biological process (GO): tyrosyl-tRNA aminoacylation
Molecular function (GO): tyrosine-tRNA ligase activity; ATP binding; tRNA binding
Source: RefSeq, a predicted model, not a curated record
GCAGGGCGUUCACUCGAUCGCACAUCCGUUUGGAGGGUGAUGCAACCGGCGUUUUACAAACGGACAGCGGCAGCAGGCGGCACAUGUUGAUGCCUGAUACUAAUUCGGAACAUUUUUGGCAUCAUGGGCAACAAUAGAAAUGUUGAGGAAAAACUCAAUCUUAUCACCAGGAACUUGCAGGAGAUCCUUGGUGAGGAUAAGCUGCGUUCAAUUCUGGAGGAACGGGACUUGCGUGUCUACUGGGGGACAGCUACCACUGGGAAACCUCAUGUGGCAUACUUCGUGCCAAUGUCAAAGAUUGCUGACUUCCUAAAAGCUGGAUGUGAGGUAACUAUUCUGUUUGCUGAUUUGCAUGCCUAUUUGGAUAACAUGAAAGCCCCCUGGGAAUUGCUGGAACUGAGGACGCAGUAUUAUGAACACGUCAUAAAAGCAAUGCUUGAAAGUAUAGGUGUGCCAAUAGAAAAACUCAGAUUUGUAAAGGGAACUAAUUAUCAGUUAAGCAGGGAAUACACUUUGGAUGUUUACAAAUUAUCAUCUGUGGUGACUCAGCAUGAUGCCAAAAAGGCUGGUGCUGAGGUAGUUAAACAAGUGGACCAUCCACUCCUCAGUGGUCUCCUGUAUCCUGGAUUACAGGCCUUGGAUGAAGAAUACUUGAAGGUCGAUGCACAGUUUGGUGGGAUUGAUCAGAGGAAAAUAUUCACAUUUGCCGAAAAGUAUCUUCCAGCUCUUGGGUAUGCCAAACGUAUUCACUUAAUGAACCCUAUGGUGCCAGGUCUGACUGGAGGGAAAAUGAGCUCUUCUGAAGAGGAAUCCAAAAUUGACUUGUUGGACAAAAAAGAAGACAUUAAAAAGAAGCUGAAACGGGCAUUCUGUGAACCUGGAAAUGUGGAGAACAAUGGUGUUUUAUCCUUUGUGAAACAUGUCUUGUUUCCUUUACAUGGAGAGUUCGUUAUUUUGAGAGAUGAGAAGUGGGGUGGCAGCAAGACCUAUGUGGAAUAUGAUGAACUUGAAAAAGACUUCAUUGAUCAGUCUGUUCAUCCUGGUGAUCUGAAAAACUCUGUUGAAGUUGGCUUGAACAAAUUGCUGGAUCCAAUUAGGAAGAAGUUUCAAAUGCCAGAGAUGCAGAAAUUAACCAGAGCUGCUUAUCCUGAACCUACAAAGCAUCAAAAGGGAGUUUCCAAAGGACAAGCUGCUGAGAAUGAUGAAAUUGUACCUUCAAGACUUGAUAUUAGAGUUGGUAGAAUUAUCAGUGUUGAGAGGCACCCUGAUGCUGACAGUCUGUAUAUCGAGAAGGUGGAUGUUGGAGAAGCCCAGCCACGAACAGUUGUCAGUGGGUUAGUGCAAUACGUUCCUGUCGAGGAGCUGCAGAAUCGUGACGUCGUAUUGUUGUGUAAUUUGAAACCACAGAAGAUGCGAGGAAUUGAGUCUCAAGCCAUGUUGCUUUGUGCGUCAACAGAAGGAGAAAAACGUAAAGUGGAGCCAUUAAAUCCUCCAGAAGGUUCUUCCCCAGGAGAGCGGGUGUUUAUAGUAGGAUUUGAAAAUGGUACAGCAGAUGAUGAAUUAAAACCAAAAAAGAAAGUAUUUGAAAAAUUGCAGGCUGAUUUCAAGAUCUCCGAUGACUGUAUAGCCCAGUGGCAGCAGAAGAAUUUUAUGACCAAACUUGGCGUCAUAACAUGUAAAUCAUUGAAAGGUGGAAGUAUAAGUUAGUUUAGAAGGGCUACAUAGGAGUGCAAGAAUGGUUUUUCUUUAAAUGUCAAAUCUUCACUUCCAUGACCUGUACAAUAGGAAUAUUAUUGCAUUCGAUUCUCAGUGAAUUAUACUUGAACUAUGUUGAAUUCUGCAGUUGGGAAUAGCAUAAAACAACAAAAUAUGCAGAAAAUGGUUGACGGUUCUUAAUUUUGGAAAAAAAUCAGGCAUUAAUGAAUAAUGUUCUGGACGUAAUGUUACAGAAUCAUUUUAAAGCUUAGCACUGUAUUAUGACACAUUUAUUUAAAUUGUUUCAUCCUUAUAAGAUUUCUGGGAUAACCAGGCAUUUUAGCUAUAAUAAUAGCUUCCUUGGUGUCUCUUGUGCUGUAGGGAAAUCUGAUAAUAUGACAAACAUUCUUGGGUGACUAGACUUUACAUGUAUUAUUCUAAUUGCAAAGCGUUUUACGUUACAGCACCAUCCAGUAACCUCAAAACUGAAAGCUUGCAUUGUUAAAGGCCAAGGGAAAAAAGCAGUGACAUUCUUAAACUGCGCCUUGAAACUUCUCUCAGAAUAAACACACCAUACAUUUUUCUAGUUUCUUUGGGGGCUUUGUGAUGCAUUCCAGCUGUUUAUCAAUUGUUUUAAUUCAAAAAGAUAAUUGUACACACUCCACCUCAAAUUGUACUUCAGUUUUAAUCUGCCAAUAAUUAAAUAUUCUUUCACAUAUAGUUUAAUAUUCAAUUAAGCCAACUAAAUUUAUUUGUCUGAUCAAAAAGAGACUGCUAUUAAAUUUGGAACAUUCUGAUUAGGUUGUACUUUCCAGGAAACUCAAAAAUCUUAAUGUGUAAUGAAUUGCUUAAUAUCAUUGAUUCAGGCCUUGAAUCAGAGCUUCUUUAAAUGCCACCUUGUGAUUUUUUCCUUCGUCAGUUUGCCCUCAUUAGCCACUUGUGAGUGACUUGAGGCAUUAUAUUAAAGUUGAUGUUGAUUGUAAGUUAUAAUGUGUCAAGUUCCACAAUUCUUAUUUUGGCUGUAAUUAAGAAUCUUGUGACACAGAAGAAGGAAUCCGAUGGCUCAGUAUGCUUAUCCUGGCAAGAGAUAUCCAAUUAAUCUAACUUCUUUGUUCUUUCCCAUAGCUCUGUGAGUUGUUCCUUGAAUAUUAUAAGCCAGAAACAUGCUUUUCAGCAUUACAUUGAUCAGGCUGGUAUAACUGGCAGCUUGAUGCUUGACUUUGCCGCUGCACUUCUGUCAAGGCUGGCUGUUUGACUUCUAAGCUGAGUAAGGUAGAAUAGUUACAUCUUUCUUUGUUGUAAUUUGUGAUGGAGUCAACUGUUCUGCUAAUUGUCCAAAUAAUGGAGUAAUGAUGCACUGCUGUCAAGUAACUGAUGCAAAUAUUUUCUGUUCCUUAAAGGAAUGAUUUAUAAUUGCACCUGAUUAAAUAUGUUUAACUCUGGAAAUCAGCAAGUUGGUUUGGUCGUUUUUGGAAAAACUGAGAACCCCAAAGCUCCAGUUACUGCCCAGUAAAUUGGUUAGACUGCACUUUGCAUCAGAUCGGGUGCUAAGGUACAUCAGUUGAUAUUAGUAUUUUCUGGCUGAGGAAGGGAUUAAGAAAGGUCAGUCAAAAUUAUUCUCUGCUAGUAACCAACUGGAUACUUUAUUUAAGUACACCUUAAAUAGGUACCACAGGAGGGCAGAAGUUUACUCUUGUUGGCUUCAAGACUCCAUCGACUACCAGAGCUAGCAUAGAGGAAGGUAGCCCUUUGGGUGGGGUUAUGAUGCUGGCUAUGGAACGAUAUCCCAAAAGAGGCUCCUUUGUGAUUGGGGGUGUGGGGGGAAAGAAAUAAAGUAAUAUAUUCAGUGCUGUUUUAAACAAUAAUCAGAAGCCAUGAUCACCGUUUUUAAAAAUAAAUGCUUUCUAUCAUACUGAGAUUUUAUGCACAACUCCGAGAGAAUAGACAAAGUCCGUUGACAGUGGAAGUGAAGAACAUGUAAAUGGCAAAUUAUUUAAAAUGUAAACUAAUCUUUAUUGAAGUGCUGUCUAAGUAUUAAUACUCGGGGAAAUACCUAACUGAAAAUAUCCUUCAUCUUGUGCCCACUUCCUUUCAAGUGCAAACUUGAUUUGAAUCUUAAACUCUGUUUUUGAGCAUAUUAAAUCUGGUAGAUUUGUUAGGUUACCACACUGCUGAUAGGUAUCAUGUCAGACAAAUGCCAGGUGAAGCAGCUAAUCUAUAAAUCUGUACCACUGCUUCAGCUAAAUAUAUUUUGGAAUUGUGAACCUCGCCAAUUUGCCAAAUUGUUAGGGAAUGAGAUGUCAUAUACAUAAUUAAAA